Molecule: messenger RNA, 2265 nt
Organism: Colletotrichum tamarilloi
Lineage: Eukaryota; Fungi; Ascomycota; Sordariomycetes; Glomerellales; Glomerellaceae
Exons: 3
Coding region: 1-2265 (754 amino acids)
Source: RefSeq, a predicted model, not a curated record
AUGUAUGCGUGCUCUUCGGCAGCCUUCACCCAGAGCCGCUUCAAGCUCACUCCCGAAUCGCUUUCGGGUUGCCAUGCGGAAGAGGCCUUUCUUACGGAGCCUUCAGAGCUUCAGAAAGAUGUCGAGACGGAGGCCUCGGAUAGAAACAUUACUGCAGCCACUUAUCAAGAGUCACGACUUCAUAUCGACGAAAACAACGAUGGAUUCUAUUGCUUGGGCUGUGGCAUUCGCCGAUCUGACGAGCAACAUAAGAUUCGCAAGUUUCGAGCUGGAGACCCGGCUUGGCGCAACUUUUGCAAGCCAUGCCACCAGAAGCACUUAACCAGCAGCGAUGGCAAGACGGUGAAGGCAUAUGGUAACUUUUGCUUCGGCUGUGGGUUUGCCCGCUCGUCUCACUUCAACAGGGAGAAUCCUAUCAAGCCCAGCAAAAAGCCGACCAAGAACUUUUGUGCUCAUUGCAUGAAACGUCUUUCCAAGAGAGCAGUCAUUCCGACAGAGACCUUGCUCGGUAGCUCUUCCGAUGAGAGUGACACAGAAUCGGAUUUGCACGAGUUUGACGCAGAUCAACAUGGUGAACAGAACCCAGAUCAUGCCAGUCGUCUUCGCACCGCGCCCCAGCAAAAGAAGGCAGAGCCGAAGAGACAUACCACAUACUGUUUUGUUGAGUGCAACGAAUCUGGAAACGAGUCGGAUGAGCUUUCUCCAUCAGAGUCUGUUCAAAAGCGACUGAGAAAGCGCCGUUCUGCUCGAGCAAGCGAUGCGGUGCCUCUGGGAGAGGUUCAGCCCAAGUCUCAGUGCUCUACGGCCCGUCAUAAUGAUGAUCUUGCGAACGUCGUCGCGGCGAGCACUGGCCAUAAAGCUCCUUCGGUUGAGGACGUACCUGAUACUGAAACGAAUUCACGACCCGAAGACGACACGCCUGCCGACUCUUGCAGCUCGCCGGCCUCAAACCGUUCCAACUCUCUCAAGGCCGCGCCUGCUACACCAGUUCAAACGAUAUCACAUACUAUAGCCAGCGAAGAUUCUCUUAAUACCGGCCCGCUCCUGGACUCGGGAACCGGUUCCCCUUCCAAGCGAGCAAGAUUCAGCGAGCGUGUCGAGGUCCGCACAUCUCCGACUUUCUGGCAGCGAGAGCAUCCCGAGGGUGAUAACCCAUAUGCGCAGUUCCAAUACGAGCAAUACAAUGAUGAUCUCCGUGAUGGAAAGAAGGCUGUUCCCCUCAAAGAUCCACUGAGAGACCCUGAUGGCAGGACUGCAGGAAGGCUCUAUGUGCCCUUGUGCAGCAUCGACGACCAUAGCUUCAACUCUUGGAGCAACGAGGGUGCGGCAGGAUGGGACGACUUUGCUGCAAGAUUCACAUCCAACUCAACCAAGGUCUCUGGAAACAACCCGCUUCAUUCCAGCACUUUGUAUACCUCCGGAGGAAACCUGCCGCGGGACUGUUCCACCAGCGAUGGUGAUCAACAUCGCCUCACCGGAGAUCGAUCGAAUCCAAACAAUCGACACAAGCAGCCGCAAAGCUCCGGCGAUUUCUGCUACGGCCAAGGCAAAGAGAAUCAGCCAUGCCCGCCUAGUCCUAUCGCGCCAGCUGGCUGGGGUUCGCUGCACGAUUUCUUUGAUGACAACCACAAUUUCGAGAACCAUCACGCCUCGGACUGGUCAUCCCGCCGCGAUGCUCGUCGCACUGAGCGAAACCAUGGCCCAUGUGCUAAUCAAAACGGUUCCUUCCGCAAUACGCAAGAUUCAUAUCCAAGUUGGGAUCACCAGGCAGACGGUGCACAUAAUCAUUUCGAUUCCUUCAGCGGCCAUCCUGACGACUACGAUUCUUUCGGAAGAUUCGGCUUCAAUUCAUCAUAUGAUUCAAAUGAUCAUGGGCGAUAUUCUGGAGAGGAUGGCUUUCAUCACGGCAACUACGGUUCUGCUUCCGCUCAUCAGCAAUACCACCGGGGCUACCAAUCAACUCCACCGAAGAAGAAGCAACAUGGCUUUGAUUUUGGUGCUUCUGACACCCAAGAGAACCUUCACACUCGCUCCUCCUACAACUUCUCUGGUCAUACGACUAACCAAGACACGACGACCAGGAACGGUGCUUCGUGUGGUACCGAAAUCCCGUUCGAGUCAUCAACCGCGAACAACGACGCCCUUCAAGAGCCCAAGCUUCCUCCUAUCGGCAUUGUCAUGGAGAUUCCGGAUGACAUGUCCGACAGUGAUGUCCACACCCUUCUCAUCCCUGGCUGCGACGACUAUGUUCCCAUGGCGUACUGA